GAAGUCUUUUUCGGAAGAUGAAAUUUAUAAAUGACAUCCAUUGCACGGCGCCUAGGAUACGACAUGACUUCAAUCUAAUACAAUCUCUAGAUUGGUUAAAAAGAUGCUGCACUGUUCAUUUAUAAAAUAUCAAAUGACAAGAAUCUUCAUUCAGAAAAAAGAUGCUUAGAAGAUCUGUGGCUUUCAUCAACAACUGCAAGUAUAAUACUGGGCUAUUUGCAUAUGUACCCUGUUUUGACAGCAAAUAUAUUGAAGGGAAAUAUCCACUAGAAGUUAAUUCAAGUCAUCAACAAUAUGUUAUCAUCAUUGAGCCAUUCUUUGAUUGCUAUCAACCAAUGGUGUUAUUGGCUGGUGCAGUGCCAAAGUAUAUUCCUCUGAAACCAAAAGAAAAUGCUACAAGCACAAAAGACUGGGUUCUGGACCCUAAAGAACUAGAUGCUAUGUUCAACGACAAGACUAAAAUGAUUAUUGUAAAUAACCCCAACAAUCCACUAGGCAAGGUUUUUACAAAGGAUGAGUUAACAAUGAUUGCUGAAUUGUGUAAGAAACAUGAUGUGAUCUGUCUCAGUGAUGAAGUCUAUGAAUGGAUGAUAUACACUGGAAACAAACAUGAAAGAAUCGCCACUUACCCAGGAAUGUGGGAGCGAACAAUUACCGUAGGAAGUGCAGGAAAGACAUUUAGUGCUACAGGUUGGAAGCUUGGAUGGAGUAUUGGUCCGGAGAACUUAAUCAAUGGAUUACGUGUGGUACACCAGCACUCCAUAUAUUGCUGUCCAACACCACUACAGGAGGCAGUAGCUAUUGGUUUAGAAACAGAGUUUGCUAGACUCAAUCAACCAGAUUGCUAUUUAUCAUCGCUAGCUGAAGAGCUAGAAGAAAAACGCAACAAAGUAUGCAGAGUUUUGAAGGAUAUAGGAUUGGAGCCAAUUGUACCGGAUGGAGGCUAUUUUGUCAUUGCUGACAUAUCCAAGAUCGAAGGUGAUUUUGAAGAUGGAACAUCAUCUCCAAAGGAUUAUAAAUUUGUUCGUUGGCUCACUAGGACUGUGGGCGUGGCAACAAUCCCUCCAAGUGCAUUUUUCAGUGAUGACCAUAAAUAUAUUGGUGAAAAAUAUAUUAGAAUAUGUUUCAUUAAGGAGGAUAGUACACUGGAUAAAGGAUUAAAGCUUUUGCAGACUUUGAAGUAGAAGAGACGAAUAUUGUUGAAAUUUUUGCAAUGAUUAUGGAACUUCAGUAUAGUAGGCCUAUAUGAAAUUAAAUUAUUCAUCCAUGAUACAAACACACAUGAAACAGAAAUUUCAAGAAUAUGGAAAGUCAUAUUUAUUAGGUGUGUUAGGUUUUUAAAAACUACUGUAUAUAUUUUACCAUCACAAAUGGGAAAGGGUUUUAUUGAUAAUUUAGAUAUUUGGAUUUUAUUUGUUUAAACUAAUAUUUUACUUUUUGUUUAGCCAUUUUGAUGAUGCACUUGCCUUUCUAAUUGAAAAACCUUUGAUAGUUAAGUAAAUGCGAAAGACCUAUUUAAAUAACUGUAGAUUGUUAUUAUCUUGUGGUAAAUUUUCACUAUAGAUUUAACUAUGCUACUUGAUUUAUAGGAUUUUUUCAAUUUUGUCUGAAGUUAACUACUGUAAAUGCCAUUUAAAACCUAUUGGAGUUGCAUUCCAUCCAACAACAUUUAAUAAUGGUAAAUAAAACCCAAUCCUGUACUAUUCUAAACUCCAUAAUCAUAAUUAGUAACCCAUACUUUACUGGCUUUGAUCUAUUUACUGACUUAUUUCAUUGAUGAGUUAUAGCUAAGUACCAAAAUUAAUAAAUCAAUGGUUGGGUGGGGGAGGUGAUUGUUGUAGAGAACCAGGAUGUGUCAAAUUUAAAAAAGAUGUGGAGGUUAGGAAUUGUAAAAAUUAUUUAUUUAUUAAGAGUGUGACAGUGGCACACAACAGCAACAGAAAAUAUAGAGCCUAUUAUAUUUUUUUUAUGGUGAUUCAUGGCACAAAAUUAUUUUCCAUUAGCACAAAAAAUAUUCAAUUAUAAUUAGUGACUUAUCGCAUGACAUAAUGUGUUCGCUGCUUUAGUGUUUCACGUCAUGCUUAAUGAUGUGGUAAAAUUUUGAACUUUUAGGGGAUUUGACAGAUGAUCAUGGGUUUAGUAUCACCUACAGUUGCUUUUAAACAUAUUUAAUUUUUAUGUUGUUUCUUGAUUCCAAACUUCUGUAAAAUCUGAUUGCAAUAUAGUGCGAGAGAUUGGAUAUAAUCUGAAUGCACAAAUAUAUAAGUAUAAACAAAAG
Anneissia japonica is the source of this 2278-nucleotide messenger RNA. RefSeq names its product kynurenine--oxoglutarate transaminase 3-like. Gene Ontology annotation, cellular component: mitochondrion; cytoplasm. Gene Ontology annotation, molecular function: pyridoxal phosphate binding; L-kynurenine:2-oxoglutarate transaminase activity. Gene Ontology annotation, biological process: biosynthetic process. The record is from RefSeq and is a predicted model, not a curated record. NCBI's taxonomy places the organism in Eukaryota, Metazoa, Echinodermata, Crinoidea, Comatulida, Comatulidae.